Molecule: messenger RNA, 3434 nt
Organism: Xylaria bambusicola
Lineage: Eukaryota; Fungi; Ascomycota; Sordariomycetes; Xylariales; Xylariaceae
Exons: 4
Coding region: 541-3015 (824 amino acids)
Biological process (GO): transmembrane transport
Molecular function (GO): transmembrane transporter activity
Source: RefSeq, a predicted model, not a curated record
GCUACCAAUUUGGUGGAGAAGUCGAGAUAAGACAGCACACCAACAUGGCCAGAAUCCACGACCCGGGAUGGGAUCUGGGAACCUGGAAGCAUCCGCCUGCCAAUCGUCCUUCCAAAUAUCCUGGUCCGACCAUCACGGCGCUACCACAGUCGCUGUAUCCACACUAUUUUGGAGCUUUCCCGUCCGUCAGCCCACAAACCACUUUCACGAUAUUGCCAAGAUGGUCGAGAAGUCGAGCACUGGGCGAGGUCGGUUGGUUAGGUAGGUAAGGAUUGGGCGAAGUUUUCCAGUCACCUAACUCUAGCUUGAGCUCCAGUUUAAGAGCCAGUUGUUAUCCAUGCACUGUCUAGAGAGUGGGCGUUCUUUUGUCAACAAUCUACCCCUGGAACGUAUAGAACAAUACAUUCGUCCCCCAGAUCUGCUCUAACUGGCCAUCUGGCCAUUGGUUAUAUAUCUCUUACCCGCUGAUUACAAAUCUCUGUCCUUUGUUCCCUACCUUGGUCCGAACCCCUCAUACAUAAUUAGAGGGCUUCGGUGGUUAUGGAAGCCGGACAGCAAUCUUCAUCGGAAAAUGACCGCCCAUCUUCCAGCGGUUCUUCAGACGCAGUACAGAACACUACGCCCCCUAGCAAUGGAACGACGGCCAAGAAAGAGAAGGGGCGAGUACGUUUCAACAGCACCGCCGAUAUCGAGCCGCCAGUGAUGCUACAACAGUUGAGAGCAUCAAAAGAAUCUCAAGACGCGACUCCACUUAAGCCCAGGCCAUCAGUCUUGCGUGGAAACUCAUAUAACUCGGUACUUGAUUUUCCAAAUGCAGGUGAGGAACACGAUCCAAACUCUGAUGAAGCAAUGUCGGCCCGUGCUGCUCAGGAACGUGCUCAGUAUAUCGCUGCUAUGGUUCUCGGGUCUCACUCCACGGCAGACUCUGAAACAGCUUCGAUCAAUUCUGACAACGAAACAUUGAACGGCGAUCAGGAUAAUCGGGAAGGCAAGGAAGAUAACACACACAAUGCGGUUCAUGGCAAUCCUGAAGAUCACCCUAGGCGUCGUAGCAGUCUUCUUCACGACCUUGCUCAUAAGUUGGGAAACUUGCCGUUUGCUGGACAUGGAGACAAUCACCAGGAGAACCACGAGAAAACGUCUGGAGAACUGCGACGCUCCCACAGCAAAGAGGCCUACGACAUUGUUCAAUCUUAUAGCCAUCGGCAUAGGGAUACUUAUGACCUUGAAAAGGCGGACCACAAUACUACCGCAAGGUCCUCUCCUCAAGUCACGCCUACGGAAGAAAGAGAUGCGGAACUUUGGGUACCUCCGCCUAAACAGUUUCGUGGCAGCGCACUCUCGCAUCUGUUGAAACUUUACAGACAGAACGACGACCAGCCGCCUAGCUACCCACAUUCAGAUGUCAGUGGAACUACUACGCCAGGCUCCUCGGGAACAGCUACACCCACGCGGAAAUGGUACGACAAGAACAACGACAAAAAUAAAUCCACUGAUACUCUGGCGAAUCUUGUGGAAGCAUCUGCUCGCCUAGUUAGUGCCACUGCAGGCACUGAAUCGCCCGCCUCAGGAGCGCCCCCGAAACGCCCGAAACGACCGAAGUACAAACGAAGCCCUAGUUCCCGCCUCUUGAAGCUGGGCCGUCCGCGCGUUGAGGAUGAAAUUCGUAUCACGAUCAACAUUGCCGAAACACUGAGCCGUCAGAAGUACAUCAUCAAAAUGUGUAAAGCUCUCAUGAUCUAUGGGGCUCCGACGCACCGCCUCGAAGAAUAUCUGACGAUGACGGCGAGAGUUCUCGAAAUCGAUGGGCAGUUCCUUUACUUGCCAGGCUGCAUGAUUAUAUCCUUUGAUGACAAACAAACACAUACAACCGAGGUGAAAAUUGUGAGGUCAGCCCAAGGAAUUGACCUUGGCAAGCUCAAGGAUAUUCACGAAAUUUACAAGUCUGUGCUUCACGAUGUUUACAGUGUUGAUGAGGCGACAGGGAGGAUCUCCUCCAUCAUGGCCGCGAAGGAUAAGUUCCACCCGUGGCUUCGUGUGCUCGUAUUCGGCCUGGCUAGUGCGGCUGUGGCGCCUUUUGCAUUUGGGGGAAGAUGGAUCGAUUUGCCUCUUUGCUUUCUCCUCGGGUCAAUGGUAGGAGCCUUGCAGAUCAUUGUGGCUCCAAGGUCUGCCCUCUACAACAACCUAUUCGAGAUAAGCGCCGCCAUCUUGACGAGUUUUCUUGCUAGGGCAUUUGGAAGUAUCAGGGGUGGAGAGUUGUUCUGCUUUUCUGCUAUGGCACAAAGUUCGAUAGCGCUGAUUCUUCCAGGUUGGUUUGUUUUAAGCUCGGCCCUUGAGCUACAAUCGCGGGCCCUGGUGCCAGGCUCAAUCCGCCUAGUCUAUGCUAUUAUCUAUUCAUUGUUCCUCGGUUUCGGUAUCACGGUCGGCACCGUUCUAUAUGGGCUCUUUGAUUCGAACGCCACAUCUGCGACCACUUGCACCAACACAAUGAACCCGCACCUCGCAUUUAUAUUCGUACCCCUGUUUACCAUCUGUUUGGCGGUAGUCAACCAAGCCAAAUGGAAGCAACUUCCAGUGAUGGUCCUCAUCUCUUUUGCCGGCUAUUUAGUGAACUUUUUCAGUUCCCCGAAAUUUCAGGCUGCUCCCCAAAUUGCCAACACUCUUGGAGCUUUCACGGUCGGUGUAUGUGCCAACCUAUACUCAAGACUGAGACAUGGAGUUGCGGUCACCGCGCUCCUACCAGCAAUAUUUGUACAAGUGCCUAGUGGUCUUGCAGCGACCGGAAGUCUACUGAGCGGGUUGAAUGCUGCCAAUCAAAUUAACAAUCACAACCAGCCCAUAAACGGAACAUCAACUGUCCCCAUUGAUGAUGCCGCUAGUAACGUAAGCUAUGUUGUCUUCAACGUGGCCGGAUCGAUGAUCCAGAUCGCCAUCGGCAUCACGCUUGGCCUUUUCCUAAGUGCUCUCAUUAUUUACCCUCUUGGAAAACGCCGCAGUGGGCUUUGGACGCUUUAAAUCUUGGAUUCUGUCUUACUUCUUGUUUAUUCGUUUAUGUUGUGAAUUAAGACACUGCAAUGCGACGGCGUUUGGUCACCUGCUGGUUUCGGUAAUGAAAGCGUAUCGACUAGGAGCAUUGCAAUAUAGUUUUCAUUGAUAGUCACAAACAAAGUGAUAGGAAACCGAGGAUAGACGGGCUCGGUUAGUAAGGAUACAGGAAGAUACCCCUAGCAGCGGGCGCAGAAUAUUAAAAUAGGCGCCGCUGCGUCAUCAACUUGAGGACCACUUCGGAGGUCUGACACACUGCUUUCUUACUGAGAAUAUUAAUAUAUAUCAUGAGGCCUUGAGCCUUCUUAGAUUCUGCAGUUCAUGUUUGCCAGACUACUGUACAUGAUUAAUCGAGAAAUUGGUCUAACUGGUGCUUGUUCUGAAAUAUC